GAUCAUAAUAAAGCGUACCAGUUCCGGUAGGACCUGCGGCAGCAUCGUAAACCCGGCGCAGUACUGCUAAGGGAACGUUUGAACACCAACGAGUGCGAACAGGAACGCAAAACAAAACGUUAAUAUUUAUCUGCUGUUCCCGCUGGCGCAAACAAAGCGUCCCGUGUGUAAUCGCGUCGUUGUCGAGGCGGUUGGCAACCUUCGCAAUAAAUUGAAAACAGAUUGCAUAUUGCGAACCGAGACUGUGACCGGGUGGACCAGCGAGCAGCGAGUGAAACGUAAUUAAGUGAAAUGAUUCCAUCGCUACGGGCGCACAAGCGACGGUCGAGCUGCCGAGAGAUACGAUCACCACUGGCCAGUCCGAUGACGGUGUCUUGCGCAACCGUUACAAUGUAACCCACCACGGUUGGCGUCUCCAUUUGGCGGUUACCGAACAUCGUGAACAUCGGGCGUGCGACGCUUGUUACACGACGUGAAAUUGCACCGGAGUUGGUCGGGGGAAAAAACACAUUAAAAGCGACCGCGUACAUUUAGCCCACCAAAUCCCCGGCCGUAAAGCAACGAAGGCAACAUAUAUUUCAACCCACCCAGAGCCUAAAGCGCACCAUCAUGAAGUCCGCCAUCCUGUACCCGUACGGUCCGCUGCGCGCUAAUGGCUGCUGCCGGAUGCUGCACGCCAAACAUUUGGCACUAACGAGCGCCAUCUACACGCUGAACAUUUCGAUCCUGGUCGUGUUGCUCUACUCGUGGCGCAUCAGCGUGAACGUAAAGAAGUACGGCGACCUGGAGGACGUGUAUUACGGUGUCCAGAUAGCGUAUUUCGCCAUCAUCGGCACGCAAUGCUCGAUGAUCCUGCUCAGCGUGGUGCUCAUUUUCGGCAUCUAUCGGGAAAACAUCGGUCUGGUCGUACCGUGGAUAAUCGGAUUCAUCACCUUCAUGGCGCUGGAAGCGGUCGCCAUGGUCUACUCGAACGUUCUGCGGGACCACGUGAACCGGCAGUUUGAUUCGCUCUGCAAGGCGGAGGUGGCGUUUUUCGUGUCACGUGCCAUCAUCAACACGAUGGCCAUGUGGGCAGUGACACGGUUCUACAACCUGCUGCGCGCUGGUGUCACCUGGAAGGGUCCGGAACUGAUCGAGCUAUGACACAACUCGAACGAGACGGAAAAGACGCUAGCGUCCUUCCGCGAGGAAACUCAC
This is a messenger RNA of Anopheles nili, 1197 nucleotides long. RefSeq lists its product as uncharacterized. The coding region runs from base 610 to 1143 and encodes 177 amino acids. Lineage: Eukaryota; Metazoa; Arthropoda; Insecta; Diptera; Culicidae. The record is from RefSeq and is a predicted model, not a curated record. The transcript is spliced from 7 exons.